AUUGAUUUGUUAGCGGGUAGUACAGCUUUCUGAGGGUGGCUGCUGCUCUAGCAGUGUUAUGCUGCCUAGCAACACUGCAUGUGCGACUUGCAUGCUAGUGAAACUCAGCACUAAUCUCGAGGUGCAAAGUGCAACACUAGGAGUUAGUUUAGUGGAGAGUGUGAGGCGAGGUGUGAGCAGUAAUAGUAGCAGAGAGUGUGAGGCGAGGUGUGAGCAGUAGUAGUAGCAGAGAGUGAGGCGAGGUGUGAGCAGUAGUAGUAGCAGAGAGUCGUGGUGUAGCAAGAAGUGCUGCCAGUACCCGGCCUCACACACCACACUACAGUCAUGUCCACACACAGACCUGAUGAUCUUAGUAAACCCCACAAUGGUGUUACUAAUGACUUCACCCCCAAGACGCCUUUCUUGAUAGGAGUGGCUGGUGGCACCGCCUCGGGCAAGUCAACAGUAUGCAAAAGAAUUAUGGAGAGGCUAGGACAGGAUGACAUAGAACAUUCCCAGCGUCGUGUGGUCUGCAUUUCUCAAGAUGCAUUUUAUCGUCCUCUAAAUGCAGAGGAAAGUUCAAGGGCUCUCAAGGGUGUCUUUAAUUUUGAUCAUCCUGAUGCUUUUGACAACGAACUUAUUUUGAAAACACUCCAUCAAAUUCUGGGUGGCAAAAUCUGCAAAAUUCCAAACUAUGAUUAUGUAACAAACUCAAGAUUGGAGAGCACGACCACUAUAUACCCUGCAGAUGUGGUGCUGUUUGAAGGUAUCCUCAUGUUCUACCAACCUGAGAUCAGAGCACUCUUUCACAUGAAGCUGUUUGUUGACUCUGAUGCAGAUACAAGACUGGCCAGACGAGGUAUUUUGUAUUACACUUUUUAAUAAGAGAAUGAUUGCAGGUUGUUCAUCAGG
This is a messenger RNA of Cherax quadricarinatus, 891 nucleotides long. RefSeq names its product Uridine-cytidine kinase (gene Uck). The record is from RefSeq and is a predicted model, not a curated record. Gene Ontology annotation, molecular function: ATP binding; ribosylnicotinamide kinase activity. Gene Ontology annotation, cellular component: cytoplasm. NCBI's taxonomy places the organism in Eukaryota, Metazoa, Arthropoda, Malacostraca, Decapoda, Parastacidae.